Molecule: messenger RNA, 369 nt
Organism: Dibothriocephalus latus
Lineage: Eukaryota; Metazoa; Platyhelminthes; Cestoda; Diphyllobothriidea; Diphyllobothriidae
Source: the annotation of a GenBank genome assembly
CGCAUCGAUAUAGCCGUGGGUCACAUCGCCAUCACAGCCGACAGAGCUCGAGAAGUCUGCUUCCUGGAGAACAUUCUCAGCGCAGAAUUGGGCGUCUUCGUGCGCAAGUUGAGUGUAGGCAGCCCCUUUCACUUCCUCUGGCCUUUUGAGCGUUUCACCUGGCUCCUCAUCGGUAUUUCCCUCCUCGUGGCACCAAUAUGCGUUUGCCUGUUGAAUCGUCUGAGCCCCUUCAGUGCCGGCAAUCUAGACCUGCCUGGGGCGUCCGCGGAUGAGGUGGACUUCGUGGAGAACACCUGGAACCUCUUUGGUACACUGGCACUCCAGGGUAAGUCAGGUGGGCAGAUAACGGUAAACGAAAGUGUCACAUAG